Messenger RNA from Ipomoea nil (Japanese morning glory), 1329 nucleotides. RefSeq lists its product as uncharacterized. The transcript is spliced from 11 exons. Bases 1 to 1329 code for a protein of 442 amino acids. NCBI's taxonomy places the organism in Eukaryota, Viridiplantae, Streptophyta, Magnoliopsida, Solanales, Convolvulaceae. The record is from RefSeq and is a predicted model, not a curated record.
AUGCCUUCAAUGUUCAUAGCUGUGAAAAACAUCAAACCUGAACACCAUCUCAGGGCAAUCCAGGUUAGAGUAGUACGGGUAUACGAAGUUCCAGAGAAAAGGGGAGAGGGCCAGACCAGUAAGAGUAUGGAAGUAUUGUUCCAUGAUGAAGAGGGAGACUACAUUCAUGCCACCAUUCAAAAAAAAGAUGUGGUCAAAUAUAGAGAAAUAUUAAAAGAGGGGAAACUGUUCGAAAUUAAAAAUUUCAUGGCUGCCACAAAUGACUAUGUGUACAAGAUUACACAACAUGAGUAUAUGAUCAAAUUCAACUAUAAAACACAAGUGAAGGAGAUAAGUUCUAUAGGAUUUCCUUUUAAAAUGUUUCACUUAAAGAGUUUCAUUUCUUUAAAAGACCCUGCCGAUGUUAAUGACAAGGAACUUAUUGAUGUUAUUGGUCGUGUCAUUGAGAUCUAUAAUUCUGUGGAUAAGAUUAUAGGUGGAAAUGCAACACGACUUAGUGACUUUCAAAUUGAAGACAAUGCUGAGAACACCCUGACAUGUACACUUUGGAAUGAACAUGUUUCUUCUCUUAUGUCGUAUUACAAUAGUGAUUCGAAGGAACCACUUAUUGUAGUCAUUCAGUGCUGUCGGGCUAAGUUGGUUAGUGGUGAGGUGAGAAUCACCAGCUCAUACGAUGCUACCAAGUUUUGGUUCAAUGAGGAUUUUGAGGAAUUCCUAGAGUUCAAGUCGAAGUUGAAAUCUGAAAAUACUCCCAUGCGAAGUCUUAGUACUAGCACUCUGCACUCACAGUCUACAGGCAUUAGUGACUUUAAAAAUGCUUCUGUCAUUGUCACUACUUGCUAUGAUCUUAAGAAGAUUCAAGAGGAUGGGGACUACAAUGUUGCUGCUGCGAUCUUGGGUUUAGAUUGUGAGGAUGGGUGGUACUAUGGUACAGUCAAGUAUAAAGUGCUGAUCAUUGCUCUAGACAAGAGUGGAGAUGUUCCACUAUUGCUUUGGGAUAGAGAAGUGGCAGAACUGGUGGGGAUUCCUGCUUCUCUUUUGUAUCAGAAAUACAAGGAGGUUGAUGUUGAAGCACCCCCUGAGUUGGAUACUAUUGUGGGAAUGAAAAUGCUGUUUAAAAUAGAAUCUAUUGGAGAAGAGGUUAAUAGUCCUGCAUCUGUGCAGCCCUCUCAAAAGGAUGUGGAUGACACUGUUGUCAAUUCAGUAACUACUAAAAGGUCACUUUUGGAUGAGUUUUCUUCAUCCAAAAGUCGCAAGAAGUUGAAGGAAUCCAACAUCAAGAAGGAAAAAAUGUACACUCUCAAGAAUGAUGGUGAUGCAAUGGAAUAA